This is a messenger RNA of Sitophilus oryzae (rice weevil), 1342 nucleotides long. It is a transcript of the gene betaggt-II, whose product is annotated as geranylgeranyl transferase type-2 subunit beta. The record is from RefSeq and is a predicted model, not a curated record. Gene Ontology annotation, cellular component: Rab-protein geranylgeranyltransferase complex. The transcript has 4 exons. Gene Ontology annotation, biological process: protein geranylgeranylation. Gene Ontology annotation, molecular function: Rab geranylgeranyltransferase activity. Lineage: Eukaryota; Metazoa; Arthropoda; Insecta; Coleoptera; Curculionidae. Bases 129 to 1127 code for a protein of 332 amino acids.
UGUCAUACGUUAUUUAUUUAUGUUCUGGAUAAAAUAAGUUAAUUGCAUUUUGUAAAUGGUUUAUUUUGUUUUUAAAAAAUAGUUUGAUAUUUUAUAAUUCUCAUGUACAUUUCAUGUUAUAAGAUAUAAUGGCGCUGUUACUUAAAGAUAUAAAACUAGGAGAUAAUAUUGUAAAAAAAGUUUUGUUUGAGAAACACAUAGAUUUUAUAAACGAUUACGGUCAAGAUGAAAACAACUAUGAUUACGGUAUGACCGACUAUCUGCGAGUGUCAGGCAUGUAUUGGGGCUUAACUGCUUUGGAGUUGAUGAACAGUGAACCAGUACAAGGAAAAGAUAAAAUUGUUGAAUAUAUAAAACAAUGUCAGGAUCCACAAAGUGGAGGACUUAGUGCAUGCAUUGGGCAUGACCCUCAUAUACUUCAUACCUUAAGCGCAAUUCAAAUUUUAGUCAUGUACGAUAGACUAGCUGCAAUAGAUAUUGAAGGCGUAGUCCGGUAUAUUCAAGGACUUCAACAAUCUGAUGGUAGUUUUGCUGGAGAUAAAUGGGGUGAAAUAGAUACCAGAUUUUCAUUCUGUGCUGUUAAUGCACUGUCUUUACUGAAGAAAAUGGAUGUAAUAGAUAUUGAAAAGGCUGUUGAAUUUGUAGCAAGUUGUAAAAACUUUGAUGGUGGUUUUGGAUCAAGACCCUUAUCUGAAAGUCAUGCUGGUUUAAUAUAUUGCUGUGUAGGAUUUUUAUCUAUUACUAAUAGAUUAGAUAUAAUAGAUCAAGAUACAUUAGCUUGGUGGUUAUGUGAAAGACAAUUACCAUCAGGGGGAUUAAAUGGCAGACCUGAAAAACUACCAGAUGUCUGUUAUUCAUGGUGGGUUCUUUCUUCGUUAGCUAUAUUAGGCAGAUUACACUGGAUAGACACCGAAGCUUUAAAAACCUUUAUAUUUGCAUGUCAAGAUACAGAAACAGGAGGCUUUGCAGAUCGACCAGGUGAUGUAGCAGACCCCUUUCAUACAUUAUUUGGAUUGGCAGGUUUAUCAUUAUUAGGCUAUGAUAGUAUACAAAAAGUUAAUCCUACAUAUUGUAUGCCACAACAUGUAAUUGACAAACAGGAAUUAAAACCACAACGCUUGAACUAAAAAUCUUUACCAAACAACUUGGUGAGUUAAGUAUUUUUUUAAACUAUUAUUGUUUUAUUUAUUCAAUAUUUUAUUUUUUAAAACUAUUAUUUAGCUACCAACUUUAUAUAAAAACAGAAAGAUAUAGUACAAGGUUUUUAAAAGAAACAAUUUAUUAGUUGUACAUUUUGUUCCUGCACUUUUAUUAAAUGGAAAAAAUAAAGCUAUAAAAACUG